UUGCAAAAUGCUUAUUGACAUUGCAGAUAAACUAGGAAGUUGCAACUAUUUUUCAUAUGUUCUCUGAAGUUAUUAUAAUUAAUGGUUAAAAGUUAUUUCUUUUAUUUUAUUAGUUUAGCUUGUUAUUGUACUAACAAGCUUGGGACCUGUAAGAAAUCGUCCGAACUUAAAACGUACAAAGAGACCUCGUUACACAAUGAGCGCCGCCUACAUUAUAACUUUGGAUGAGAUGGAUUUAGGUCUCUUACCAAAUACUUAUUCCCCGAAGAGAAAUAUUACGCCGCUGUGGAGCUUAAACAAUGAAUUAUGUGAAUUUCGUAUUUCCUACAAUUCAGUCCAAGAUCAGAGCGAUAAAGAUGCCUCGACACACAGACAGGACAUCAAAACGACUAUGUGUCACAUUUGCAAGAUUGAUGUGCCGGUAAGAUAUAUCACGGAACAUAGAGACAGUGUCAAACAUAAGACAUAUUUAAAAAUAGCUGACACAGCGUUACAAAGAUUGAGAGACGAAAUCAAUAGUAAUGUGUAUUCAGAAGAAAGAGAUCCGUUGAAAUAUUUUUGCCCUCAUUGCACUACUGUUUCAGAAAUAUGUGAUAAGGAAAAUCAUGAUAAUUCCAUGGGUCAUAAGAACGCUGUGGUCUACGACAGAUAUAUCAAAACAUUUCUUGAUUUUUAUACAAAUGCAACGGAUAACCCAAACGAUGCUUGGGAACCUCAAGUAGCACAACCAAAGCCAGCUGAUAAACUACUAAACGCUAUACAGAAAACGAAGCAAAUUUAUGUUCAGAAUAAUUUUGAUAUAGAAAAUUACUUGAAUGUUUUGAAAUACAAACACAAAAUGACGACAAAUGUAAAAGCGAUCGGCAAAGGAAGAUUACAGAUUGAUAUAGACGGAAGUACACUAGAAAUUGAUGAAGAUAACUUUCAUGGCAUCAUAAACAGGGACGGGGGUUGUACCGAGUGCAUUGUUUGCAAAGAAAUUUUCAGAAAUGAGAACAAAUACAUACACAUUCGAGGAUCAAAACAUGCUUACAGAGUGACUGUGCCAAUCACAGAUGUGAACUGCAUAAGAGAGAUAUAUCCAUUAUGGAAACACUGCAUUCUCUGCAACACUAUCAUUAAUAAUUACUCCAAACACAAUAUCUUAGACAGUAAUCACAGCAGAAAUUUGAACACCGCUUUAAACUGUUACAACUCCCAGCAAAACACCUCAUCAUUAGACAAUCUGAAACCUAACAAUGAACAUUUAAAUGACAAAAAAUCUUUUGUCAUAAACGAAACUAGCAUAGACGGCUCUGUUAUAUCUGAUGAUACUACAAAAAACUCUUUAUGCGAGUACUGUAAUAUCCAAUUUAAAAAAAAUAGCAAAAGGUCACAUUCCCUGACCUCAAGACAUAUAUGGAAUACCAAAUCUCCUUAUCAUUACUUAUACACAAUCAACACAGCCACAUGUAGAGUUUGUGAUACUGAUGCCAUCGAUGUGGAAAGUCAUGUGGACUCGGAGGAACACAAACAAAAAUACAGAGAAUACUUAACGGACAAUAGAUUGGUCUCCAUCGAGGCGGAUAAAUUCUAUUGCAUGGUCUGUUUCGAUGUGGUAAGGAUGAGAAACGAAUUACUCCACACAUAUACACCAAAUCACAAGAAACAUAUGAGCAGUGUGACAGACACGGAUGACUAUUACUGUGCCGUAUGUGAUAAAACUAUUAAAAAUUAUAAAUGUGGCAUACAAUUACACAAUGAGAGUAAGAAACAUAAGAAAAAAAUUGCAACAUUCACACAUGCAGAUGAGUCUUUUAUAGACAUAGAUGAUAUGCUGGUAACGACUGAUUGUAACACAGAUGUCAAAUGCUCGCUAUGCAACAUACUCGUUGCAAAUAAUAAAAACAGUGUGGCAUUACAUACGAAAAGCCGGAAACAUAAAGACAAAUACGAGCAGCUCCUCCGAGAUAACAUUAUGGAGGUGAAAGAAAAUAUUAUAUAUUGUAAUGUAUGCAGUGUCCCGUUUACUUAUAAAAUGUGUAUCACGCAUCUGAGAGGUAAAAAACACAUAAAAAAACUACGAAUUCGCAACCAAUCUCUUUCUAUCGACAUAGAAAAUGUUAAAGAAACAAAUGCAAAUGUAUCACAUGGACAGAAUAAUGAAAACAUUAAUAAUAGUACUGGCAUUAAUACAAAUGAAAUAAAUGUCACUACUAACGCAGACAAAACUAAUGAAAUAUAUAAUUCAGAGAUUAAUUUAAAUGAAAAUAUAAAUCACUUGAAUAUAAAUGUGAAAUCGACCAUAAAUGUACCUGGCAUUAAAAUGAACGAAGCCGUAAGCAAUGAACCUGGCAUUAAAAUGAACGAAGCCGUAAGCAAUGAACCUGGUAUAAAAAUGAACGAAGCCGUAAGCAAUGAACCUGGUAUUAAAAUGAACGAAGCCGUAAGCAAUGAACCUGGUAUAAAAAUGAACGAAGCCGUAAGCAAUGAACCUGGUAUUAAAAUGAACGAAGCCGUAAGCAAUGAACCUGGCAUUAAAAUGAACGAAGCCGUAAGCAAUGAACCUGGUAUAAAAAUGAACGAAGCCGUAAGCAAUGAACCUGGUAUUAAAAUGAACGAAGCCGUAAGCAACGAACCUGGUGUGAACAAAAAAAUAAAUAAAGAAAACAAAGCCAAAAUAAAUGAAAAUGUGAAUAAAAUUAAUGAUUCCGAUGUUAAUUUACUCGACAGAAAGAUGAAUAAGUUUAUUGAAUUAUUUAAAAAUUCAGAUGAGAACGGUCAGGUAUUAUGUAAAAUCUGUAAAGUGAGGGUACCGCUCACGCUUCAUAAUAUGAUGCAACACUUGAACGGUGCGAGGCAUAGAGAAAAAAUUAUGGAAAACUAAGUUUAUUUACUGGAAAAUUUUAUAUGGGAGUUUAUUUUAAAUUAAUUAUUAACGUAUAAGUGAUAACGAUUCUAAAUCAAGAGCUUACUCGUCGCUUUAUAGCAUGUAAGAUAUUGUUAUUUAUUAUCUGUGAUUAUAUUAUUAUAAUGUAGGGACAAAUAAAAUGUGGCUGACA
Molecule: messenger RNA, 3041 nt
Organism: Danaus plexippus (monarch butterfly)
Lineage: Eukaryota; Metazoa; Arthropoda; Insecta; Lepidoptera; Nymphalidae
Product: metacaspase-2-like
Exons: 4
Coding region: 197-2866 (889 amino acids)
Molecular function (GO): nucleic acid binding; zinc ion binding
Source: RefSeq, a predicted model, not a curated record